AUGGAUGGAUCUUUGGCAAAUCUUUGUGUCACACGUCGAUGCCUGGCUAACCAGCUGGUUGCACUGGAGCUUUUCAGUCCUCCUAUGCCUCCGGAAUGUACUGUUACAGUGAAUCUCACAUCCAUUCAAUACGAGACACUGUCUGUGGAUACCAAAGCCCUGCGCUUCUCGAGUCGCAUUAGAAUUGACAUGGAAUGGAACGACCCAGACCUUGCAUGGAAUGAUACAGAGUACAAUUUUAAAGAAAUUAUGCUGCCAGUUGACAAAAUCUGGACCCCUGAUCUAACCGUAAACAAUGCAAUCCAGACAGAUGUGAAGCCGGUCUCUACUGAUAUACUGGUGAAAUGUGAUGGCACGGUGCAACAUGCUAUCCAGUUGUACACUACCGUGGUGUGCGGAAUCAACCUUUUUACCUACCCUUUUGUAAAAGAUGCAUGUCCAGUUGCGCUUAAUGGAUGGACAGAAAACAGUUGUGGCCUACGUUUCAUAUAUGGGUCUGUAUCUCCAGUGGGAGCGAGUCGAGGUGAAUGGAUUACUAUGUCAGUUGUGCUACAUCAGGACAAGCAACACGACGACCGCAACUAUCUCUAUGUCACUAUGUCCACCAACCCAUUCAACACUAUAGUGACGCUCGUUCUCCCCAGUGUGCUCAUCAUGUUAGCUGAUAUGGGGAGUUUUGCUCUGCCACUGGAAGGUGGAAAACGCAGCUCGUUUAAAAUCACUCUGGUGCUCAGCUUUACCAUGUCCCUGUUCAUACUUACUGACAACCUGCCUGACACUGGCCUCUGCAGCCCCCUGAUCCGUUAUCACUUUUGUUUCUGCUUGAUCGUUUUGGGUUUGAGCUUGCUGUUAUCCAUGAUGAUCUCAAGAUUUGCAGACUCUGGCCCCAUCUUCUCCUGCAGGAGCUCAAAAAAGCAGAAAAUAUGCAACGACAGUCGCAAAGAUGAGAUAAACAUCAGUGGUGAAGACGAGAUAAAAAAGGGUAGGAUUUCCACUAAAGGAGAUUAUGUGUGA
Messenger RNA from Tachysurus fulvidraco (yellow catfish), 1014 nucleotides. RefSeq names its product 5-hydroxytryptamine receptor 3A-like. The record is from RefSeq and is a predicted model, not a curated record. The coding region runs from base 1 to 1014 and encodes 337 amino acids. The transcript is spliced from 8 exons. NCBI's taxonomy places the organism in Eukaryota, Metazoa, Chordata, Actinopteri, Siluriformes, Bagridae. Gene Ontology annotation, molecular function: extracellular ligand-gated monoatomic ion channel activity; neurotransmitter receptor activity; transmembrane signaling receptor activity. Gene Ontology annotation, cellular component: synapse; membrane; neuron projection. Gene Ontology annotation, biological process: regulation of membrane potential; chemical synaptic transmission; signal transduction.